Messenger RNA from Aplosporella prunicola CBS 121167, 4319 nucleotides. RefSeq lists its product as uncharacterized. Gene Ontology annotation, biological process: early endosome to late endosome transport. Gene Ontology annotation, molecular function: phosphatidylinositol binding; SNARE binding; guanyl-nucleotide exchange factor activity. Gene Ontology annotation, cellular component: tubular endosome; plasma membrane; early endosome. The transcript is spliced from 3 exons. Bases 348 to 4214 code for a protein of 1288 amino acids. The record is from RefSeq and is a predicted model, not a curated record. NCBI's taxonomy places the organism in Eukaryota, Fungi, Ascomycota, Dothideomycetes, Botryosphaeriales, Aplosporellaceae.
CUACGACGCGCCCCGAGUUGAUCGUAUCGCUACAUACUCUUUGCUCCUGAUCCCGCCAGAGCAUCGCCGUGCAGUCCAGUCCCGCCCGCUUCGUGCCUGCCCCAUUUCCCGGAUCCGUCCUGCGCGCCCCGUUACAUGAGCUUCGGCCCUGACACUGUCACCCGUAUCCCUCAACGCUCAACCAGGUCCCCCACGACCGAACCCUCGGCGGUCUUUGCGUCAGCUCUCUAUAACGAUUCGCGCUGAUAAACGGCCACCAAACGAACCGGUUCGACCGGUUUCUGCCGCAGGGACCGUUGCGCCUUGCUCCUUGAACCACUUAUACGCCAGCAUUCGAUGUCGAUUGGAUGCACCCUCUAAACCCUUUUCUGCGGGCCUUCUUUCGAAGCACUCUUCCGGCGCAGUGCUCCCCCGCGCAACACCACGUCCUACUUGUCCCCACGACAGACGUACUAUUAAACUCCAAAGACCGCGAGAGUAACGCCCCAUACACCGAUUUAUCUGGCUCCGAGGAGUUUCUAGCCAGCCAUGUCCUCCGCAUACCUGGCGGUAUUCCGCCCGGCGGUCAGGGCAAGGACGCAACAUUUAGGGACAGUAGGGGCAAGGCAAAACAGUACACCACGGCGAAUGGGCGUACGGUAAUAAUUAAAGACACGUUCGUUUACAGCAACAAAGGCUUCAAAUCGUUGAACCAGGCAUCCCUACUGAAUGACUUAAUCUACUACCCCGAUACUUUCGACGCGCAGCCAUGGCUCGUAUACUUUAUUUCACGACCUUUGAUUGGACAAUUCGAAGCGAUACCCAUCAUUCCCGCCCUCAUUGCCCCUCCCCCGAAGCCAGACCCUGCCAAAGAUGGGGAUGCCGGGACCUCUUCCAUGCCGCGCAAAAAAGAGGUCAAGAACUUUUCAGAGCUCUUAACACUAUUCCCAAUGAUUGCAAGACAAAUGCAGCCGGGCCUGGAGCGGUUGUUUAAAGAGUUUGGGAAGGAGUUUGAGAAGCCGCUGCCUGCGCCUCCGUCGAAGCCGGCUAGUGUGUCUAGUCGGCGCAGUUCCAUAUCAUCUGGCGUGAGCAUGCCGGUUUCGUUGCACAGCAGCAUCUCGGGAUUAUCCAACGGUAGUACCAAAAUACCGUCGACGCUGGAAAUUUACGACGAGGAGGACAUGAUGAGGCGGUCCUUGGAGACUGCCGUAACAGCGGCUAUCGACCUUUUUCAAAUGGUGGACAAGCAACAACUCUCGCAUCUUGGCGCAACAACUGAUCUGACGGGUCCCAUUGUUGAGCGUAUGAUCGAGCGGUAUAUCUGCGAACAGCUGCAUGAGUCGGUCCUGUUGCUAAGGAUUCUCGCUGUCAGACGUCUCGAUGAUCUAGAACUAGAGGCGCGCAUCCGGCAAAUGUUGGAUAUAGACAUUUCUCAGGUCGGCAUACCCAUUGAAAAUGGCCAAGAUGGCAAACGGGAGCUCGCGGCCCGCCUGUCACGAGGCGUGGAUGUAUUCAAGAAGAUGAGCGGCGCCGGAAGUCCACAGGAAAUGCUGGACAUUUUGCUCUCCACACACAAAGUCAUUACGAUGCCCGAGUCUGCAGCCAGCCCUGAGCAGGAGGGCUCGCUUGAAGACUCGGAGAAGCAUGUGGCAAUGUUGACGAUCAACGCCGAUACCCUUGUCUCGCUUCUGCUUAUUGUUGUAAUUCGCUCCAACGUCCGUCACCUGCAGUCUCGGCUUUCGUACAUGCGGCAUUUCAUCUUCAUAGAUGACGUGGAAAGCGGGGAGAUGGGGUACGCAUUGAGUACCUUGGAGGCUGUUUUGACGUAUCUGGUCAGAGACUCUGGAUGUCUGCGGAAAGCAAGCAAAAAGAACAAGCAACUAUGGCAAGCUACAAGGAAUGGCGAUCUUAUUGGAAUGCGGAAAAUCCUCCAGCCUGGUCGGAAGUUCUCAGUUGAUGCCUCUGCCAUUACCGACGAGCCAGAGCCGACCUCUACCGGACCACACAUCAGUUGGGCUGAGCUGCAUAGAAAGUCGGUUGAUGGAAACAUUGACGACUGGGUUGGGCGAGGGCGCGGAGCUGUUGGAGAUGCGGAUGCCUCCCCUGAACCAGAACCAGGUCCCCUGGCACAUGUUUUCCCAUUCCAGCGAGCAAAGACCCCGCCCCCGCAACGUCCUAAGAUCAAAAAGCGUGUUUCCAUGCAAUCCCGGAGCAACUCUAGUUCGUCGCAACUAUCCUUCAGGUCACACGCAGAAACGAUCGAGUCACAUGUUAGUGGCUUCGAAGGAGAUACCUCCAUCGAGAGACUCAUUCGGACACAGGAUCCGGCUGGCCAGUCAAUACUCAUGAUGGCCGUUGAAAGCAGGCAGGACAAGGCCCUGAGGUACAUGCUCAGCUUACAAGACUUCUUCCCUCUGGAAACUGUGCUCGAUGACUGUACCUAUGACGGGACGACGCUGCUCAGCGCCGCGAUACAACAGGCCCAUACGGGCGUGAUACAUACGCUCCUGGACUUCGUCGCGGAACGAGCUUCAAAUAAUCAAGUCAUAGCUGGAUACUUGGCACGACAAGAUUCGCAGGGAAGAAGUGCAGCACAUUACCUUUUCGAUCAACCUCUGCUUAUACCCAGGCUUGGGCAUCUGGUGGAUUGGAAACUAAAAGACAAGAACGGCCAAACACCACUUUUUGCACUCUGCAGGUCCUACGACCACCAGGAAUAUCGUUCGAUGGUAGAAGCUGCGAUAUCCGCUGCUGCCAGAGCACAGGGUGAUGACCAACCACUGCAUUUGGAUGAUCACAUCGACGGCAAGGGAAACAGCCUGCUGCACAUAGUCAAUGAUCCGCAGCUGGCGCUGAAGUUGCUCUACCAGUGCGAUGCUGAUGUCAACGUUGUGAAUGACAAACAGUUCACACCCUUGAUGGUAGCAAGUAAAUAUGGCAGGACUGAUCUUGUAAGGGUUCUCUUCGGCGACCCGAGAGUUGACAUCUACCUGAAAGACACACGUGGCCUGACGGCAGUGGAGCUGGCCAAGGACGACGAAGUGCGCAAUCGAAUUGACGAUCUAGUACUCUUGUCGAACCCUCCUGGGCCUGACGGGCGUACUACCACCGUGGUGCGGUCGUAUUUUGUCGAAGACGGAACCAUCAGGGUGGUUCUUAAAUCAGGAGCCCCCAAUGGCAAUGCGGCAAUAACCGUGACGACAUGCCGUCGGUCUCUGGCUGAUUUCGAAAACCUCGCCAGGUGGCUGGCCAUGGAGAACCCCGCGUCCUGGAUCCCGUCGGUCUCGGGCUUCCCUUCGCCUUUCCUCAUACCGUCCAAGCCUUCCCGGGCCAUACUGCGCGACAUUCAGCUCAAGCUGGAUAGUUUCCUUAAGACUCUACUCAACCAUCCGACGUUUUCCACGCACGAAAUGGUCUGGGAGUUCUUCCUUGUACCCGAAAUCGACACCAACAUGCUUGCCGAACGCAGCAAACGGAAAGCAGAAACGCGUGUUGACCGAGUCAACGAAGACUACACGCCAAUCCUCGAAGUCCGCGAAGUCGAGCUCUUCGUCCAACAUGCGCGCGAUUCUGUCCGCAGCAUGCAUCAUUCCACCAAGUCGGUCCUCAGGCGCGCCAACAAACUUCGUACUGCGCAGUCUGACCUCGUCGAUGCCGGAUUCAUGGCUUCUGCGUCGAUCCAGAUGCUCGGGUUCCUCCCGGACUCCCACAAGUCUGCCUUUGAUCGCUACACGCAGACGCAGACACAGAUGGAGUCUUCGCCGUUGGCAGGCUUCUACUACAGCACGCACGCCAUCCACACGACUAUUGCCGCGAUACUGCAAUCGCUCACGAGACCCGGCGCGCUCAUCGGUAGCAUGUCGCAGACGCAGAAAGUCAUCGACCGUCACAAGUUGUCUGUCCGGCGCAGUGACCGUUGGCCGCUGGGUUUGCUCGACGAGACAAGGAAGAGCAUGCAACGCGAUGCGGCAAGUAAGGUGGAGAAAAGUCAAGGCGAGCUGGAGAACUUGGGGCGUGAGCUGCGGUACACGCAGCAAACGGUUGCGGCCGAGCUGGCGGCGUGGCAGGAUAGCAGGGUGAAACAGGGGCGGAAGACGUGCCGCGAGCUGGCGAGGAGGAUGGUGGUGGUGGAGAAGGCGAGGCUGGAAAACAUGAAGCGCGCGAUCAGGGCAAUACAUCACGACGAGAGGGGGCAGCCGAGAGAUGACGGGAUUAAAAAGGGAGGGGCCGGUUAGUCUAGAAUGGGCGGAUUGCGGGUAGUGUUAGAGAUAGAUACCACUGCGAGCACGACUUCACUUCUCCACUGGCAUAAAGAUCCAUAGUUAAGUUUGGGGUUCCGG